Crotalus tigris (Tiger rattlesnake) is the source of this 1632-nucleotide messenger RNA. It is a transcript of the gene OGFOD2, whose product is annotated as 2-oxoglutarate and iron dependent oxygenase domain containing 2. NCBI's taxonomy places the organism in Eukaryota, Metazoa, Chordata, Lepidosauria, Squamata, Viperidae. The transcript has 7 exons. Bases 562 to 1632 code for a protein of 356 amino acids. Gene Ontology annotation, molecular function: oxidoreductase activity, acting on paired donors, with incorporation or reduction of molecular oxygen; iron ion binding; L-ascorbic acid binding. The record is from RefSeq and is a predicted model, not a curated record.
UUCCAGGACAAAAAAGACAGUUUCCCAGAAGUAGCCCAGCGAUCUUCGGCCCCUCCAGCCCUGGGCAGCCAGACUCUUGCCCAGCUGGACGGAUGGGCUUCAACUCCCAGAAUCCCCCAACCAGCGCAUUUAAGUUGCACUGUUGUCCUUUCUCCCCACAUCAGUAUGCAGAAGACCCUAUUGAGAAAGCCAGCCUUCUUGCUUCUAAGCAAAGGAGCCCCGCUAGGAAAAAAAAAAGCAAUGGCAACUGCCUCCUUGCUAGCAACAAAGCUGCAGAUUUUCCCAGGCUGGCUUGCAAAAUAUCCGCCGGGUUGCUCUCUUGGGGCCACGAAACUGACUUAGCCCCGGCCCAAAAGGGCUCCCCUUCUUUCCUCCGGGCCGUUCCGCUCCUCUGCGGGCUCCAGAGCUGGGAGAGAGGCUCCGACCUGGCUUCCUCCCUUUGGGCACCGCUGGGUAAUUUGCAGACGCUCCCUGGCACGGGCUGGCGGCCGGGACGCUUUGAGCGACGGACCCGUUGCUCGGACAACCCCGUUCCGUCCGCCGGCGGGUCCGGGCGGCAACAUGGAGCGCGGUGCCUGGAACCCGGGCCGGGGUCGCUUCCUGGCCUGCGCCUGUUUCCUUACCGAUAACCUCUUCGUGGAGCGCUACGGCCUCCACCUGCGCUACCAGGGCGAUCCGGAGCAGCUGCGCAGGGAGUACGGUCCGGUCUUGAGGCAGCGCGGCUGCAGGAGCGAGGAGGACUUCGCGGCCGUCCUUCGAGAGGUUGAAAAAGAAGUGCAGAGGAGAAAGGAAUUGGAUCAUCAAUCCAGAGAAAGAAAAGCAAUCAUCUCUCAGAAUUACAGACCAAAGCACCCACAGCUAUAUAUUUUACAGGAAUCAUUUUUUAAUUCGGAAUUUUUAGAAACCGUCAAAUACUGCAAAUCCCCAAAUGCUGAUCUCCAAGGUCUCCUGCGCCAUGUGGAAUCUUUAUCAGAUAAGAGAAUCUACCGGUUACCAAUAUUCACCAAGGAAUUCUGCGAAGCUUUUGUUGAGGAACUAGAACACUUUGAACAGUCCGAGUUGCCUAAGGGAAGACCCAAUUCUAUGAAUAACUAUGGGGUGCUUUUGAAUGAACUUGGACUGGACGAAACAUUUCUUACACCUCUGCGAGAGAAAUAUUUGCAACCGCUGACAGCCCUGCUUUAUCCGGACUGGGGAGGGAGCUGCUUGGACAGCCACAAAGCUUUUGUUGUGAAAUACGCACUGCAUGAAGAUUUGGACUUGCACAUCCAUUACGACAACGCAGAAGUGACUCUCAACGUCUGCCUGGGGAGAGAAUUCACAGAAGGCAGCCUUUACUUCGCAGAAUUUAGACAGGAUGCCAAGCCUGUGCCAAAUUACCUGGAGGUUGAACACGUGCUGUUCUAUGGGUUGUUCCAUCGCGGAGGGCAGCUCCACGGGGCAUUGCCCAUUGCCUCUGGCGAACGCAGGAACCUGAUUAUCUGGAUGCGAUCUUCGGCUGUCCGCAACCGACUUUGUCCCAUGUGCAACAGACAGCCUGACCUCAUUGAAGCAGACGGAUUUGGGGAUGGGUUCACUAGGAUUCUGGAGGGCAGCCCACCUGGGACCACAGACGUGUGCUCGUUAACAUAA